UGAUGCAUAGACACGAUAUGGAACUGUACUGGUAAGGGUGGCACUGGUGGCAGUGAUAUUUUUUGGAAUGUUAGCAAAAAUUAAACAGGCUCGAGAAUUUUAUGGUUUAUAAAAUACGAUGUUUUUUCAAGUAUGUACUCUUUUCACUCUCUUGUUAUGUGUACUUAGUGCAGAACUUCAACAAGCUAGACAUGAGGCAAGUCAAACAAUUAUGGAUAUAUCCCAAUGUAGUUCUCUGAAGUCGCAGUGCAAUACUAUAAAAGAAAAUGAUGACUUGUCGUUCUUGGAAUGUGUUCAGUCUCUACAUCCCAAAGAAGUUGAUGGACUAAGUGCUACUUGUCAAACAGUUAUUUGGAAACUUACAAAUAAUGUCAUCUCAAAUGAAAAUGUUAUGAAUCUAGUAGCCUCACCAUGUCGAAAUGAUAUGAACAAUUUAAAAUGCACUAUUUCUGAUGGUAACUUCCUUAAAUGCCUAACAAACGGUAAAGAUGGUGUGGAAAAUGAGGAGUGCCGAGAUAUUAUACUGAGAUUGGAAAAUGUUGCUUUCACAGACAAUCACUUUAUUGACAGUUUUUUAAAGGAGUGUGAAAAAGAUGUCACUGAACUUCAGUGCGGGAAGAUUGAUUCACAAGGAAUGACACAAUUAAAAACUGUAUCUUGUCUUCAAGAAAAUAUUUUAAAAGUGUCUGAUAGAUGUAAAAAAGAAGUUUUUAAACUUACAGAAUUACAGUCUGAUAACAUAAAGUUAGACAGGCAAUUAUAUUUGGAUUGUGCUGAAGAUCAUUCAAGGUAUUGUUCUCAGUUUGCCCCUGGAAGUGGUAGAGUAUUUCAUUGUUUAGCGCGACAAGAUCCAUCAAAACUAGGCUUUAAAUGUAAGCAGAAUUUAUUGCGUAGGAAAAAAAUUAUCUCUCAAGAUUACCGAGUUAGUAAAGGUCUAAUGAGGGCUUGUAGGGAGGAUAUUAAAAGAACCCAUUGCCGAAGACAAACAUCAUCUGAUAAAACAGUACGUUUGGCUCAGAUUUUAUUAUGCCUUGAAAAUAUUUCUAAAAAUGGUAGUGGGGUUUCAUCAGACUGCCAAGCAGAAAUGAUUGAACAUCGGAAAAUGUUAAUGGAAGAUUACAGAUUAUCACCAGAGAUUGUUGAUAAUUGUAAAGGGGAGAUAUCUUAUUUUUGUAAUGGAGUUGACAAUGGGGGUAAAACUAUACAUUGCUUAAUGGAUCAUGCGAGAAAUUCUAUGCAUAAGGAUCACAAUUUUGAUAAAAAGUGUCAAAAAGCUCUGGAAGAUCUAAUUAAACAAGCAGAUAUAGGUGAAAACUGGAAAGUAGACCCGGUACUACAGAAAGCUUGUUCUGCUGUGGUCUCAUCAGCAUGUCAGGAUAUAAAAAGUGGAGAGGCUAGAGUAAUGAAUUGUCUCAUGGAUAAUAUAGGGACAGCUCAUAUGACUGAUGAUUGUGAAGAUGCUCUCAUACAGAUCCAAUACUUUAUUUCAAGAAAAUUUGAAUUGGACUCUCAGCUGUUUACUGCUUGUAAAGAUGAUGCUGUGAAACUCUGCCUUGUAAACAGCGAUUGGGAUCAAACUCAUCCGCAAGUGUUACCUUGCCUUUACAGGUAUGCUGAUCAGGAAGAGAGAUCUUUGCAACUGAACAAAUCUUGCCUAAUGAACAUUCGAAGAAUAAUGAGGCAAAGAGCAUUAAGUGUUGAUCUUGAACCGUCAAUUGAAGAUAAUUGUCUUCUUGAUUUAGGGCAAUUCUGUCAUGAUAAAGUGAAGAAAGGGGAAGAAAUGUUAUGCUUGCAAAAAAAUUACAAUGAUUUGGAAGACCAGUGCCAAAAGACUGUAGGUUUGUUUACAGAAUUCCAAGCUGAACAUGCAGAAGUUAAUCCUUAUAUAAGCAAGUAUUGUGGUAAAAUUAUUAAAACGCUGUGCACAACAGAAGCUAAGAAUGAUGAAGGGGAUAUCAUGGAAUGUUUGAUUACUCAUAAGAAUGAUGUGUUGGUAAAAGCUAACCAGCCUUGUCGAGCUAGCAUUGAACAUUUUCAAUUAAUAUCUUUGAACGACUACAGAUUUUCAUACAAGUUUAAGGUUGCCUGCAAGCCUUAUGCUAUGCGGUUUUGUAGUCUUUCUCAUACAAAAAAUGAAGUGGUACGAUGUCUCAGUGAGCAAGUUCUUAAUGCUACUAUUAGAGGCAUCAAAGGUCAGGUAUCACGUGAGUGCAAGCAGCAAUUAAAGGCACAAUUAUUUCAACAGCAUGAAAGUAUUGAUUAUGAUCCUGUACUAAAGGCGGCAUGUCAACCAGAUAUCAAAAAGUAUUGCAAUCAUAUUUCUGCAGAAAAUGCGCAGGUUUUAGAGUGUUUACAGACUGUAAACUCAAAACUAACAGACAAAUGCGAAAAAGAAGUCUUCAAAGUGAAAAAACAGGAAAUUUACGACAAUUCCGUCGACUAUGCUCUUAAAACAAUGUGUGCAGACGCAAUCGAACAAUUUUGCCCACAUCAAGAUAAAGAUAACGUAUUAGAAUGUCUAAAGAAAAACAAGAAUGAACUUGGCUUCAACAAAAAGUGUCGAACUAUCGUCAUUCAUCGGAUGAUCGAGCAAAACUCUAACUAUCAGUUAAAUCCAUCUUUGCAACAAAAUUGCAACAUGGAUAUUGAGAAGUUUUGUGCAAAUAUUCUCUCUAGUCAUGUGAUAGGUAAUGCGGAUGAUGUUGUUAUAAAAUGCCUAAAGAGCCACUUCAAAUUGGGAAAGCUAUCUAACAAAUGUGAAAAGGAAAUUACUUCUAUCCUGCGAGAACAAGCCUUAGACGUGAAUUUAAAUCCACUCAUUCGAGCUGUCUGCGCAAAUGAAUUGAAAACUAUUUGUAAAGUUAAUGAUGAGGAAAAUUCUGGAGAUGCAGAAGAAUGUUUGAAAGAUGCGCUUCUAAAUAGUCGAAUUCAAACGCCUGAAUGCAAAAAUGAGAUUGCCAAUAUGAUAGAGGAAUCGCAGGCUGAUAUACAAGCGGAUCCUCUCUUACAAAAAGCAUGUGCCUUGGAUUUGCUCAAUUACUGUAGUGACAUACCUCAAGGCAAUGGUAGACACAUAAACUGCCUUAAAAUAGUACUAGAGGGAAAUCAAAAAAUUUCAGUUAAAUGUAAAAAUAUGCUGAAAAAGAGAUUUGAAAUGUAUAGAAAUGCUGCGCAGUUAGUUGGAAUGGGGCCACCCGAGGACCUGCAGCAAUUAUACAAUCAAGUGGUGAGUUCUCCAUCAAAACAAUAUUUUUUUCUUAUAUUACUAACGAUCAUUGGGUCAAUAUUUUUGAUUGGUAUUAUGUGUGGAAGACUCAACAAAAGGAAAUAUAUGCUCUUGAAGACAAAGUAAGAA
Cylas formicarius (sweet potato weevil) is the source of this 3355-nucleotide messenger RNA. RefSeq names its product Golgi apparatus protein 1 (gene Glg1). Gene Ontology annotation, molecular function: fibroblast growth factor binding. The record is from RefSeq and is a predicted model, not a curated record. Bases 119 to 3352 code for a protein of 1077 amino acids. Lineage: Eukaryota; Metazoa; Arthropoda; Insecta; Coleoptera; Brentidae. The transcript is spliced from 9 exons. Gene Ontology annotation, cellular component: Golgi membrane.